This is a messenger RNA of Betta splendens (Siamese fighting fish), 2859 nucleotides long. RefSeq names its product SV2 related protein a (gene svopa). Gene Ontology annotation, cellular component: membrane. Gene Ontology annotation, biological process: transmembrane transport. NCBI's taxonomy places the organism in Eukaryota, Metazoa, Chordata, Actinopteri, Anabantiformes, Osphronemidae. Gene Ontology annotation, molecular function: transmembrane transporter activity. The transcript has 16 exons. The record is from RefSeq and is a predicted model, not a curated record. The coding region runs from base 188 to 1834 and encodes 548 amino acids.
UGACCUCAUCUUAUCCGCCCACCCCGUUCGUGUCUCGUGCUGUGAUUCGGUAGACUUCGGCUUCUCAUUGGCUGCCGGCGGACACCGGAGCAGGUCGCUGUCCUCGGUGCUGAAGUCGCCGCUCGUCGUGAUAAUGUAGCAACACGAGCGAUGAGGCCAAACGGAGCGUCAGCCAAUAAACAGCAAAAUGGACGAUGAUCUGUUCCAGCUGAGACAGCUGCCUGUUGUUCGCUUCCGUCGGACAGGUGAGAGCACACGCUCCGAGGAGGAUGGCGAGACUAGAGAACAGGUUGCCAGGAUUGCCGAGCAGACUGAUCUGGAGUCUGUGGCACUGGCGGAUGGAGCACCAGUGCCUCGAGAGUUUGCCAAUCCAACUGACGAUACAUUUAUGGUGGAAGAUGCAGUGGAAGCUAUUGGCUUUGGGACAUUUCAAUGGAAACUCUCCAUUCUCACUGGCCUGUCCUGGAUGGCUGAUGCUAUGGAGAUGAUGAUCCUCAGCAUCCUCGCCCCUCAGCUCCACUGUGAGUGGAGACUGCCCAGCCUUGAGGUGGCACUUCUUACAUCGGCCGUGUUUAUUGGGAUGAUGAUCAGCUCCUCUCUCUGGGGAAAUAUUUCAGACAAAUAUGGCAGAAAGACGGGUCUGAAGAUGAGCGUGCUGUGGACCAUGUUCUAUGGUUUGAUGAGUGCAUUUGCACCCAUUUAUGGGUGGAUCCUCAUCCUCCGGGCGCUGGUGGGCUUUGGCAUCGGAGGAGCUCCACAGUCGGUGACCCUGUAUGCUGAAUUCCUGCCUAUGAGGUCCAGAGCAACAUGCAUCCUGCUUAUAGAGAUAUUCUGGGCUCUGGGCACCGUGUUUGAAGUGCUCUUAGCGAUCCUGGUGAUGCCCAGUCUGGGCUGGCGCUGGCUGCUCGGCCUCUCGACCAUCCCUCUCUUCAUCUUUGCCAUCCUGUGUUUUUGGCUGCCUGAGAGCGCUCGAUAUGACGUGCUAACUGGAAACCAGGAGAAAGCUCUUGCUACGCUGAAGCGCAUCGCCACGGAGAACGGAGCGCCCAUGCCUCUGGGAAAACUAGUCGCCGCCAGACAGGAGGACCGUGGGAAGAUUCGGGACUUAUUUUCGUCUCACUUCCGUUGGACCACAGUUCUGCUGUGGUUUAUUUGGUUUGCUAAUGCCUUUUCCUAUUAUGGUCUGGUGCUUCUCACCACAGAGUUGUUUCAGGAGGGAGGAGCAUGUGGAAUGUCCAAAGGUGAUAAGAUGGAGCCUCGAUGCAGCCUGGAGUGUAAAUAUUUGAACUCUGACGACUACAAAGACCUCCUGUGGACAACGCUGUCUGAAUUCCCAGGUCUGCUGGUGACACUGUGGGCUAUUGAUCGACUGGGGAGGAGAAAGACCAUGGCGCUGUGUUUCUUUGUCUUCUCCCUGUGCAUCAUUCCACUUUAUGGAUGUGUUGGAAGAGCGUCCAUGACUGUGUUAAUCUUCAUCGCCAGAGCCUUUAUUGCAGGAGGCUUCCAGGCUGCCUAUGUGUACACUCCAGAGGUGUACCCAACAGCAACCAGGGCCUUAGGUCUGGGAACCAGCAGUGGAAUGGCCAGAGUCGGCGCGCUCAUCACGCCUUUCGUGGCACAGGUGAUGCUGGAGUCCUCGGUGUACCUGGCUCUCUCGGUGUACUGCUGCUGCUGCCUGCUGGCUGCCAUUGCCUCCUGCGCACUGCCGAUCGAGACCACGGGGCGAGGCCUGCAGGAGUCCAGCCGCCACGAGUGGGGCCAGGAGAUGGUGGGCCGGGCGCCCGCCCACGGCCAGGCGGGCAUCCCCCACUCCAGCUCUGGCUCCCAGGGCUGAGCACACGGCAGGUGAAACGGGACCCAGAGGAGGCCGCGACAAAGACGAGGAGACAGGCCCCAAAGCUGACCGGGCUUUCCGGGUCCAUCUCCAGUCCCACCCAGUGACUCUUCAAUUCAGACACCUGAGUGGCUUUAGAGAGCCAGACAGCACAACAUUAUAAAAACAUGUGUGUUUUAAUGUUGUCAGUGUUCAACCACCAUUGCUGUCACUAUGUUGGCACCAUAUAAAGACACAAGGAAAGAUAAAAUGACCCACACGCAAACACAUAAAAUAGUAUUAAGAGCAACUAUUUUCUGUUCCGAGAGCCUUAAUUAGAGCUGUUCAGUAUCUAGGGGUUAGAGACCUGCUCAUCCAGUGUGCAAACGCUGCUACUCUUAUAACGCUGGACAUACAGUCUAUGAAUACACAAGAAGGACUAUUAUCCUUAUCCAGUUUCAUUCAAAGCCACUGUUCGAGUACAGUCAUUACAAAGUUAGAUGUUAAAAAGUGCAUCAAGGUCUGACUUCAAACGUCUGUCUAAGUGAAGCUGCACAGCGCGUGCUUCAGUAACCAUCAUGUCCUCUGGGUUGUUAUGUCUAUUAAUUAAAUGAGGGACAUAAAGAAAAUACUCUAGUAAUUAUAAACAAACCACUUUAUAUCCUCACCAUUAUUAGUUUAUUUUAUUCAUAUUUCAUAACACAUAUUAAUGUUUAGUAAUCUCCUGGUCUACUUCACCAUUCACAACCGUCUAACAGGACGAUGGUUCUGUCUCUGUAAAUAAUGUAUCAUUACCUGGUUUAGUCGGCGUCUUUGCUUUUGUUAGUGACAGAGGUGAUGUGAAGACAGACUUUGGCCAUUUUGGUUUCACAAGUAAAUAAUCAAAGGUUUCAUUAAAAAAUAAUACUGAGUAGCUAAAACAGGUCCAGCUGCUCCGAACCUGCAAGUGUUUGAAUAUAGUCCUGCAUUAAGUGUCUGCGUGCACAGAUUCUAGUCAAUGCACUGGAUGUAAAAGUGUAUGAUACAGUAAAUGAUCUUCAAAAUCA